Messenger RNA from Zootermopsis nevadensis, 4017 nucleotides. It is a transcript of the gene eIF3a, whose product is annotated as eukaryotic translation initiation factor 3 subunit a. Lineage: Eukaryota; Metazoa; Arthropoda; Insecta; Blattodea; Termopsidae. Gene Ontology annotation, biological process: formation of cytoplasmic translation initiation complex; translation reinitiation. The record is from RefSeq and is a predicted model, not a curated record. Gene Ontology annotation, cellular component: eukaryotic translation initiation factor 3 complex, eIF3e; multi-eIF complex; eukaryotic translation initiation factor 3 complex, eIF3m. Gene Ontology annotation, molecular function: translation initiation factor activity; mRNA binding.
GUUAAUUUAGAUUAAGUGUACAAAUUUUAACUUGAUUUAAUGUCACAAUUGAUAAUAUGAAAUCGAACUUUCAAUUGAUCUCGUGAUGUAACUUCCGCUGAUUUCAGUGGUCCAUGAUAUUUGGUGUGUUGUCCGUUUAGUUUUGUGUGAUAUAGUAUUGGAGACCAGUCACCAAAACGGCUUCUUUAUUUUCAUAAUAGACCUGUUCUGAUGUAAAGUAAGGAUUAAAAUACCUUAAAAAUGGCUCGAUACGGGCAACGGCCUGAAAAUGCUUUGAAAAGGGCUAAUGAGUUCAUAGAGGUGGGCAAACCAGCUCGUGCUUUGGACACAUUGUAUGAAGUUUUUCGCAAUAAGAAAUGGGCUUACAGCUGGAGCGAGAGUGUGCUGGAGCCGAUCAUGUUCAAGUACUUGGACCUGUGUGUGGAGCUGAAAAAGUCCCACAUAGCCAAGGAGGGUUUGUUUCAGUACCGCAACAUGUUCCAGUCGGUGAACGUCUCUUCAUUGGAGAACGUUAUACGUGGCUACUUGAGGACGGCUGAAGAGAGAACAGAGUCUGCGCGUGAGCAAUCACAGCAGGCCGUGAUUGAUAUCGACGACCUAGACAUGCUGGCCACCCCUGAGAGCAUCCUCCUGAGUGCUGUAAGUGGGGAGGAUGCCCAGGACCGCAGUGACCGCACGAUUCUCACUCCGUGGGUCAAGUUUCUUUGGGAGUCAUACUGUCAGUGUUUGGAGCUGCUGCGCACUAAUGCGCAUGUGGAGACCCUGUAUCAUGACAUAGCCCGCAUGGCGUUCUCCUUCUGCUUGAAGUAUAACCGCAAGACAGAGUUUCGGAAGCUGUGCGACAAGCUACGCAAACACUUGGAGGACAUCGGCAAGCUGCCUGCGCAGACGGCCAACGUGAGCAUUCAUAAGCCUGAGACGCAGCAACUCAACCUGGACACACGCCUUGUGCUGUUGGACUCGGCCAUACAGAUGGAGCUGUGGCAGGAGGCAUACAAAGCCAUUGAGGACAUUCAUGGGCUGAUGAACCUGUCGAAGAAGCUGCCAGUUCCGAAGACCAUGGCAAACUACUAUCAGAAGCUGGCCAUGGUGUUCUGGAAAGCUGGCAAUUACCUGUUCCAUGCUGCUGCCCUCUUCAAGCUGUUCCAGCUCUCAAAGGAGAUGAAGAAGAACAUCACAUCUGAAGAACUGCAAAGGAUGGCAUGCCGGGUGCUUCUCUCCACCUUGUCCAUCCCACUUCCAUCUGCUCACCCAGAGUUUGAUAGAUUUAUCGAGACAGACAAGAGUCCCUUGGAGAAGGCUCAACGCUUGGCUGUUCUGCUUGGACUAUCGCAGCCUCCGACCAGAGCGUCACUUUUGAAAGACAUUGUGCGUGUGAACGUGGUGUCAUUGGCAUCGCCUCGUCUGCAGGAGCUGUAUACGUGGCUGGAGGUAGAGUUCCACCCCCUGCAACUGUGUUCACGUGUGCAUAGUGCCGUAGAGGAGCUGCGUGCAGAUGAGAGCUCGCUCCAGCAGUAUGUGCCUGCACUUCAGGAUGUGACACUUGUGCGACUCAUCAGACAAGUGUCUCAGGUCUACCAGACAAUUGAGAUCGCCCGCCUUCUGGAGCUUGCGCGCUUUGCAUCUGCAUUCCACCUCGAGCGCCUGCUGGUGGACUGUGUGCGCCACAAUGAUAUGCAGAUCCGAAUCGACCAUGGGGCCAAGUGCAUCCAUUUUGGCAUGGAUUUAUCAGAGUCACAGCGGGAGGACAAGCCAGAGGGCCCUACACUGCAGAGCAUGCCCAGCGAGCAGGUCCGAAACCAGCUGGUCAAUAUGGCCACAGUUCUCCAUCGUGCCAUGGCUACAAUCAACCCAAACAAGAAAAGACUGGAGCGGGAGAAGCUGCGUGUGCAGAUGGUGAUGCAGUAUCAGGAGACGAAGUCCCAGGAACACCAUAGCAUCCUGGCACGUCAUAAGAUCAUUGAGGACCGGAAAGAGUAUUUAGAGAGGCUGAACACCGUGCGGGAAGAGGAGGAGGCACGGAGACAGGAGGAGCAGGCCCGCCAACAGAUGUUGCAAGAGCAGAAGCGCCUGGAGCUGGAGCGGGAAGAACGUGAGCGCAAACGUCAGGAGAACGAGAUCCAACAGAUAAAGGACCGACAUCUCAAGGAGAAAAUGCAGCAGAUAUCACAGACAUCUCAUGGGCAGAAGAUUCUGAAGAAGUUGAAUGAGGACGAUAUCAAAGAUGCUGAACAGAUUGCUGCCCGAGAAGCGGAGGAACUGCAGAAGGAACGGCGGGAGUUGUUACAGAAACUGAAGUCGCAAGAGAAGAAGGUGGAUUAUUUUGAAAGAGCCAAGCGCCUAGAGGAAAUACCACUUUUGCAGAAGGCGUUUGAGGAAAAGCAGGUUCAGGACCGCAAAUUCUGGGAACAGCUCGAGUCUGAACGCAUCCAAGAGGCGGUGGCUGAGCGGGAAGUGGCUGUUCAGCAUCGUGUGCGUCUCGCCCGCAUGAAGGCAGACAAAGACAUGUUCCUGGAGAAAUUGAAGACAGAGCGCAAGACGGUCUAUCAGGAAAAAGUAAAUGAAUUUGAGAAGGUGCUAGAGGAGGAACGUAAGAAGCGUCUGGCAGAGAGGAAAGUGCGCCGCAAAGAGGAGAUGAGGGCCAAGUGGCUGAAGGAGCGGGAGGAGGAAGAAGAAAGGAAGCGGGAGGAAGAGCAGAGGCUACAGGAAGAGGAGGCUCGAAGGAAACAGGAGGAGGAGGAGCAGAAAAGGAAGAUUCGCAAGGAAAUCGAGGCUGAGGAAUACAGGAAGCAGAAAGAGGUGUUGGAUCGCCAGGCGGAGCAGGCUCGUAAGCGUGAACGGGAGGCGGAGGAGAAGAGAAUUGAGCAAGAACGAACAACAGUGAGCAACAAUUGGCGACGGGGCACAGCGGGGGCAGUGCCACUUCCGCCCUCACAGUUACGGUCUGAACGUGAUGCAGACCGUGAUGCAACAGAUGGCCCGCGGAAGGAUCGGGAUGGGGACUGGCGCGGCAAGAAUUCAGUGCCAUCGCCAGCCCCUGCCAUAAAUCGGGAUGAACCACCUCCGCGCUCCAAACCAGAGGCUUGGAGACCCUCCGCACGUUUGCGCGAGUCUGACGGCAAGCCGGCAGAUGCCUGGAGACGGGUUCCUGAUGCUGAACGUGACUCCAAAGACAAGAGCACACUCGAACGUGACAGGGACAACCGGGAUGUCCGAGAUUCCAGGGACGGCAGAGAUGUCCGAGAUUCAAGGGAUGUCGGGGACUCCAGCGAUGUUCAAGAUUCAAAGGAUAACAGGGAGGUGCGAGAGUCAAAGGAUGGCAGAGAAAUGCGAGAUUCAAAGGAUAACAGGGAGGUGCGAGAGUCAAAGGAUGGCAGAGAAAUGCGAGACUCCAGGGACCGAGGAGGUUAUGACAGAGACAUCAGGGAUCGAGCCUCAGACAGGGACAGAGGUUUUGAUCGCUUUGAAAGAGACAGAGGCAGUUAUGAAAAAGACCGAGGAUUUGAUCGUGAUCGUGAGAGAGGAACUGGCAAUAUGGGAAGCAGCUGGAGGAACAAACCACCUGAGCAAGAGCCGGACGAUGACCAUCGGGGCAUGAGGCGAGAUGACAAGAGGCCUUUGGCCCUUGUAAACCGUAAAGAAGAUCGUGGAUCAUCUGGCAGUUCAGACUGGCGCAAAGAUGCGUCUGAGAAACGGCCCACUGAGUCGUCAGGCCCUCGCCGAGGUCUUGGAGAUGACCGCAGACGAAUGGAUGACCGUGGGCGAGGAGAACGUAAUAUGGGUCCCCGAGAGAACAGACCCCGUGCAUCAGAGCAGCCUCCAGUGGAGGACGGUGGUGACGAUGGGAACUGGCAGAGAGUGAGCCGUCGCUAGUCACACAACCAGUAGGUGAAUAUUGCUUGUAUUUCUUAUAUAAAAGUUAUUUGUGUUGUGUGCAGAGGUGUGGGAGGUCUGUAACUGCACACCCAUUUGUUUGGGAAUAAAGAUGGGUCUCCAUGCUGUUGCUGUUCUCUGUCA